AUGGAAAUGCCUAGUUCAAUUGUUAAACGAGAACUGAUAGAAACCACCCCAGCUUUUCAUUCAAAAUUGACAAGACCAAGACGGUUGUUGCCUGAAACGCCAAAUAAAUCAAGUGUUUCCUUUACGAACAUAGCAUGCCAGACGGAGUGCAUGGAUAAUGACAGGCCAGAUAAAUUCGUUACUGAACGAAGGAAGAAGGCGCAAGGUGUAUUCGGAAACCUUGCAAAUAACACUACCGACUACAAGAAGUUGGUGAGUGCUUUGGAGGAUCGAUUUGCACCUCCAAAUCAAACUGAAUUGUACCGGGUACAGUUAAGGGACCGGCAACAAAGAGCUACUGAGACAAUGUCAGAGCUAGGCCAGGAUAUUCGCCGUCUCACAAAUUUGGCAUAUCCAAGCGCACCAAAUGACGUGCGAGAAACGCUCGCAAAAGAGCAAUUUAUCGAUUCAUUGAUAAAUUCAGACAUGCGAUUGAAAGUUAAACAGGCUAGGCCUGUUGAUUUAAAUGAUGCUGUUCGGCAUGCUGUUGAACUAGAGUCCUUUUACCGUGCAGAGAAGCGGCAGAAAGGAAUGGUUCGGGCUACCAACCAUGAUGAAGACAAACACUCAGGGGAGUCCAUGUCUCAAAUGAGGGAAGAAAUUCGAGAUCUUCGAGCAAAGUUGAACGCUCAAACACAAUCGAAAUCGUUCAGUAAAAAUGAGAGUGGUAGUAGAAGUUAUCAGCAAACACCGUACAAGAAACAGUUUUAUACUGAAAACAGAUCAUUUGCCGCGAGCCACAGCGCCUGCCCAACGGGGUCGAAGUAUUAUGGUGGCACGUGUAUCCCGUGCCCCCGCGGUCAGUACCAGGACAUACCCGGGCAAACAAGCUGUAAACCCUGUCCACACGGAACCACAACCACUGGCACGGGCUCCUCCGCCAAGGCAGACUGCAUACACGUGUGCGAGGCGGGUUCGUUCUGGAACCCAGAGGCGUACCUGUGCCUCCCCUGCCCCAAGGGUCAGUACCAGGACCAGCCCGGCCAGCCCUCCUGCCUCCCCUGCCCUAAGGGUCAGUACCAGGACCAGCCCGGCCAGAGCUCCUGCUUCCCAUGUCCCGACGGCAAGACCACACCCUCCGAGGGAGCCACCAGUCCAGACAAGUGUACACCAGACGGGUGUGGGCCCGGUCAUAUGCGGGUCUCAUCCACGGGUGGUUGUCGUCCGUGUCAUAAGGGUUGGUACGAAUCAAGGCCGAAUCAGACAAAGUGUAAGCGGUGUCCGAUGGGCACGACCACGCCUAGCGAGGGCUCCACGACCAAGGACCAGUGCAAGUCGACGUGCAAGGUGGGAGAGUACCUGUUUGGGCGGGAGUGUGUACCCUGUAAGCGGGGGACGUACCAGGAUGAGCCUCAAGAGAUAACCUGUAAGCCCUGCCCGGACAAAACAUCAACAAAGACCAGGGGCGCUACCAACCAGCACGAAUGCUCGGAAUGCGCUCCCGGCUACGUACAUGGCGACACCGGCUGUAAGCCGUGCCCCGUGAGCUCAUAUCGCGCGGAGAACGCCCCUGACUGCAGACCUUGUCCUCCAGGCUUCACCACCGCCAGACAGGGCAGAUACAAAUCCUACCAUUGUUACCCGCUGUGUGACCCCGGAACGAGGUGGGACCGAGGCUCCGGCUCGUGCGUACCCUGCCCGAUCCGCCAGUACCAGGACCUGCCAAACAGGUACCGUUGCAAACUGUGUCCCGACGGCAAAACAACGUUCACCGUCGGCGCUUCCCGUGUCAGCGACUGCGUCGACGUGUGCCCGGUCGGCAAGAUGAUGCCAAAGAACGGCGCGGUUCCUGCGGACUGCGCACCAUGCCCAGCCGGCACAUUCAAGUCGGAUUCAAUGGACACGUGCAGACGAUGCAGCUCCAAGGCCGAGACCACGGAGCCAGGGGCAACGUCACAGAGAGAUUGUCAAUAUCGCUGCGGGCCAGGUUUGUUCUACAGUCAUGCACACGACGACUGUAUGAGCUGUUUUCCAGGAUCCUACACGGACAAACGAGGUCUUCUGAGGUGCACCCGCUGUCCGCCGGGACAGACAACACUAAGAGUGGGCUCGAAGUCGGCUGAAGAGUGUGUCGUUGAAUGUGGAAAAGGCCACCAGCGGGUGAGCGUGAAUGGACAGGAUACGUGCCAGCCGUGCCCCCGGGGGACGUACCAGCCCCGGGAUAACUGUCUAUCCUGUUUCCCCUGUAAGCAGUUUGAGGUCACACGAGGAGCCAGCUCCAAAAGCGCCGAUGAUUGUUUCGAUCCGUGUGAGAGCGGGUACGAGCUAGUUUCGCGUGACCCGGACGUCUGCGCCAUCUGCCCCGUGAACACAUACAGAAAAAAGAACAGGGACCCGAAGUGUAUUCGCUGUCCGCUAGGAUCCACCACCGACCAGUCCGGCGCCAAGUCCAAGGAUGAAUGUACUGUGCAUUGUCAUGCGGGUUAUUUCGAGCAGUACGGGACAUGCCACAAGUGUCCCCAGGGCACUUACCAGCCACAAACGGAACAGACGACAUGCCUUCCCUGUCUACCUGGCCAGACGACCAGCCAUACCGGAAGUGUAUCAGAAGAUGAAUGUAUAUGCGACCCCGGUUCGUUCUGGUCCGCGGCUCAGAGAAAGUGCGUCCUUUGUCCCGAGGGCAAAUACCAGGACAAACCCGGCCAGAAUCAGUGUGAGCUGUGUCCUGUCGGCACGCGGACGAACCGCCCCGGCGCUGACAGCGCACAGGACUGUAUAGUAUCGUGCGGCCCUGGUUAUUUCUUAGACCGGCGGCGGUACGACCACGCAACGUGCACAAAAUGUCCGGUAGAUUUGUACCAGGACCGUCCAAACCAGGACAGCUGUAAACCCUGUCCGCGCGGGACCGGCACGGACACACCAGGGGCCACCCGCAGGCAGGAUUGUCAAGUUUCGUGUAAGCCUGGUUAUUACUUGAGAGGGGGAAAAUGUGUGCCAUGUGGCCUUGGGACGUAUCAACCGCGGGCCGGUCAGACCAGUUGUUAUCCGUGCGAGGGAUACAAGACCACCCAAAAAAUCGCGUCCAACAGCAAGAACGACUGCAUCGCUCCGUGCACGGCAGGUUCGUUCUGGGGCGUGUUUCAGUGUUUUCCCUGUCCCGUGGGUCAGUACCAGGACCAGCCCGGACAGAACGCCUGCAAACCCUGCCCACCCGGCAGGACAACCGUAGACAGGGGUUGUACAGAUCAAGUUGAGUGUAUAGUCCAGUGCAGUACUGGUUAUUACUGGUCGGCGGAGUCCCACGGAUGCGCCCCCUGCCCCCUUGGGACGUACCAGGACGAACCAAACCAGUCUUCCUGCAAAGACUGUCCACACGGAACGACCACCCUGUACGUGGGAACGCCCUCGCCACACUAUUGCAAAGGUUGCGAGUCGGGGCGGCAGUACGACCCUGUGAGCCGGAAGUGCGAGGUUUGUCCGCCCAAUACCUUCUGGGACAAGACUUCCUGUGUGUCCUGUCCACACGGCUACGCCCGCAAGCCCGGUGCAUAUGAUUGUGAACCACCUUGUGAACCGGGAACGUUCUGGGACGUUAAUCGGAAGUUGUGCAUCCCGUGCCCCACGGGUCAAUACCAGGACAGCGUCGGACAGCAGUCCUGUAGACACUGCCCCUACGGUCAGACCACAGAACAUGGAGGUGCCAAAACGGUGUACGAAUGCAUUGAUAUACCUGGUUGUCCGCCCGGGACCUUCAAGACUCCCGGGACCUCCGUGUGUGACCCCUGUCCCAGCGGCUCCUACCAGGACAGACCGGAUAUGACGUAUUGUAACGCCUGUCCCGACGGCCUCCAUACGGCCACACCAGGGGCUAAAAGUCGGGAGGACUGUCAAGCCCCAUGCCCAGCAGGUCGAUACUGGGACAGUCAUUACGAGGACUGCCGUCCAUGUCCUAUUGGCCAGUACCAGGAUCGGAAGUACCAGACAAGCUGUAUUUCCUGCCCUCGUGGUCAGACAACAGACGCCGUGGGCGCCGCGAGCAAGGAUAAAUGUAAAGAGGAACGUGACGAGGAUUGCCCUCCCGGCAAAUUCCUGGACCACGCCAGUUACACGUGCAGACCGUGUCCCGUUAACUCGUACAAGGACCGCAACGGGCAGGUCUCGUGCACACCGUGCGGAUAUGGAAAGUUCACCAGCGAGCCCGGCUGCACCAGUAGCAAGCAAUGUAAAGAGUGUCCCCUUGGAAAGCAGUUUGACGAGUCAACCCACGAGUGCGAGCCAUGCCCUGUUAACCAGUACCGGGACGCCGGUCACUACAAGUGCCUGCCUUGUCCCUACGGUCUCCACACUCCCGCCGUUGGCAGCACCGUGUGCGCGCGUACGUACAUACCGGUUUCUAGUCAGAAGGUUCAAACUACACAAUCUUCUUGUGAGGCAGGGGCGUAUUGGCUGCGGGCGCUCCAGCUGUGCCUCAAGUGUCCCAAGGGCACCUACCAGGACGAGCCCUACCGGGACUCCUGCAAGCCAUGCCCCGCUGACCAUGCAGCCUGUGGAAAGGGCAAUUACCAGGAGGGAGGCGAGUGCAGGCCAUGUCCGGUGGGCACCUAUCAGAGCCGGGAGGAGAUGACAUACUGUGUGGCCUGUCCACAGGGUUACAUAACACCAAACACCGGGGCGAACACAUACCAAGACUGUAUUGAGUGUCCAGGGGGCGAGGAACGGCGGUACGGUGAGACCCGAUGCACGCCGUGUCCCAAAAACCAGUACCGGUCGCCGGGCGAGCCGUCUUGCCGCCCCUGUCCGGAUGGCCACAUUACACUCAACACAGGCUGCCAUUCCGUUGCAUUAUGUCUUCAUGCCCCGCCUCCCACGUGCCCAGUCGGUUCCUUCUUGGACGUGUCCAGUAAGACGUGCAAGAAAUGCCCGGUGGGGACAUACCAGGACCAGACCGGUCAGACUUCUUGCACGCAGUGCUCGGAUGGUCAAACAACAGCCCACCCUGGCGCAGACAGCAGCAACGACUGUAGACCGUGUGACGCCGGCUACUAUUACAUCCCCGGCCAUGACGGAUGUGAUCCCUGUCCGCAGAACACGUACUGUGAGAGCGGGCAGACCCAAUGUAACCCAUGUCCUUCCAGCUACAUCACCCUUCACACAGGAACCGGAUACAAAACUGAUUGCUUACCUCCGUGUGACAAAGGUCAGUUUUGGGACAGCACGUAUGGACUAUGUCGGCCAUGCACUAUUGGAAAAUACCAGAACAAACCUAACCAGGAGGAAUGUGUUGAUUGUCCUCACGGCAAAACUACGGCAUCUGAAGGAGCAACACACCUUUAUGAUUGCAUUGAUAAACCACCACAAGAUUGUCCUAAAGGUAGUUUCCUGGAUCACUCAACAAAAACUUGUCAAAAAUGUCCUGUUGGGACAUACCAAGAUGAAACAGGACAAACCAACUGUAAACCAUGUCCGGACGGAAAGACCACGCGUUACCCGGGAGCAGACAACGAGCAUGAUUCGUGUGACGCCGGCUACUAUUACAUCCCCGGCCAUGAUGGAUGUGACCCCUGCCCCCAAAACACGUAUUGUGAGAGCGGACAGAGCCAGUGUUACCCCUGUCCUUCCGGUUACAUCACACUUCACACAGGAACCGGAUACAAAACAGACUGCUUACCUCCGUGCGACCGAGGCCAUCACUGGGAUUCCAGUCUCAAGAUAUGCAGACCUUGUCCUGUAGGCCGCUACCAAGACAAACCUCAUCAGUUAAGCUGCGACGAAUGCCCGUAUGGAAAAACUUCCGAGCAUGAGGGAUCCACAACAAUCUACGACUGUACUGAUUUACCUCCACCAGACUGUCCUAAAGGCAGUUUUCUGGAUUUGUCGUCCAAUCAGUGCAGAGAAUGCCCAGUUGCAACCUACCAGGACCAGCAAGGGCAAACCACAUGCAAGCCGUGUCCGGAGGGCAAAAUAACGCCACACCCCGGCGCUGACAGCAUUACCGACUGCCAAGCCUGUAGCCCCGGCUACUAUUACAUCCCCGGCCAUGAUGGGUGUGAUCCUUGCCCCAAGAACACCUACUGUGAGAGCGGACAGACCCAGUGUUACCCCUGCCCGUCCGGCUACAUUACGCUACACGUGGGAACGGAACACAAAACUGACUGCCUGUCCCCGUGUGAACGGGGUCAGUUUUGGGACUCCGUCUACACGAUAUGCCGACCAUGUGCUGUAGGAAAGUUCCAGGACAAGCCGCACCAGGAGCACUGCCAAGACUGUCCACAUGGAAAAACAACUAAACAUGAGGGAUCAACUAUCAUAUAUGACUGUAUAGACUUACCACCUCGUUCGUGUUCGAAGGGUCACUACCUAGAUGUAUCAACAGACUCGUGCAAACAAUGUCCAGUCGGUACAUACCAGGACGUUCCUGGCAAGACCUCGUGUAUACCGUGCCCUGUUGGGACAACCACGCCUUUCCCUGGAGCCUCUAGCGCGGACCAUUGCAAACCCUGUGAACCCGGCUACUAUUACAUCCUCGGCCAUGAUGGCUGUGAUGCCUGCCCCAAGAACACGUACUGUGAGAGCGGACAGACCCAGUGUUACCCAUGUCCUUCCGGCUACAUCACCCUACACACAGGAACCGGAUACAAAACAGACUGCUUACCGCCAUGUGACAAGGGCCAGUUCUGGGACGAUUCUGUGAAGCUGUGCAGAUCAUGUCCAGUGCGGACAUACCAGGAUAAACCGCACCAGGAGCUAUGUGAACAAUGUCCCGACGGCAAAACGACCGAGCACGAAGCAUCCACCAGCGUCCUCGACUGUAAAGAAAAACCUCCUCCGUCCUGCCCAGCUGGUUCAUUCCUGGACCUGCCCUCCAAGGAGUGUAGAAAGUGUCCAGUAGGUACUUAUCAGGACCAGGCUGGCCAAACAGUCUGCAAACCCUGCCUCGCCGGCCAAACAACACCCUCGCCCGGCGCAGAUAGCUUACACGAUUGCAAACCGUGUGACGCCGGCUACUAUUACAUCCCCGGCCAUGAUGGUUGUGAUCCCUGUCCGCAGAACACGUACUGUGAGAGCGGACAGAGCCAGUGUUACCCCUGUCCUUCCGGUUACAUCACCCUGCACACAGGAACAAGAUACAAAACUGACUGCUUACCUCCGUGCGAACGAGGCCAUCACUGGGACUCCAGUGUCAAGAUAUGCAGGCCUUGUCCUGCUGGCCGCUACCAGGACAAACCUCAUCAGUUAAGCUGCGACGAAUGUCCAUAUGGUAAAACUACCGAGCAUGAGGGAUCCACAACAAUCUACGACUGUACAGAUGUGCCUCCACCAGAAUGUCCGAUAGGUAGUUUCCUGGAUUUGUCGACGACACAAUGCAGGAAAUGUCCGGUGGGAAGCUACCAAGACCAGAAAGGACAAACCUCAUGCAAGCCAUGUCCUGAAGGCAAACUGACGCCACAUCCCGGUGCUGACAGAAUUACAGAUUGCAAAGCAUGUGACGCCGGCUACUAUUACACCCCCGGCCAUGAUGGGUGUGAUCCCUGCCCCAAGAACACAUACUGCGAGAGCGGACAGACCCAGUGUUACCCCUGUCCUUCUGGAUACAUUACCCUGCACACAGGAACCGGAUAUAAAACUGACUGCUUGCGUAUCGUAACGGGACGCCAUGUGCCUGACUGCCCUAAGGGGACCUUUACCGACGCUCAUAACAACUGUCAAAAAUGCGAACCGGGAUUUUACCAGGACCUCCCCUACCAGAGAUUCUGUAAACCUUGCCCCCAAGGAACGACCACGCUACACCCUGGAGCAGACAGGGUGACCAACUGCAAACCAAUCGGAAACUGUGACAAGGGCCACUUCUAUGACCAUCAUUUAUACACGUGCACGCCUUGUCCGCUGGGAACAUACCAGGACGAACCUGGCAAAGAGUCAUGUAAACCCUGUCCCUAUGGGAAAACUACACACCAGACAGGGACGUAUGCACCCGCAGGAUGUAUCUCAACAUCAACAACUAAACCAGCAGGUGCCUGUGACAAGGGCCACUACUUUGACCAUCAUUUAUACACCUGCAAUCCUUGUCCACUUGGAACAUACCAGGACGAAUCUGGCCGAGAGUCAUGUAAACCCUGUCCCAAUGGACAAACGACACAGCAGACGGGGACGUAUGGACUCGCAGGAUGCACACCUCCGAAUUGUGAGAGCGGGUAUGAAUGGAAUGAUGGCAAGUGCACACCAUGUGGAUAUGGUUCCUAUAGAAACAAAAAUCUCCACAUACGAUGCCAGCGUUGUGCUUAUGGAUAUAAGACACUCUCACAGUUUUCCAAAGAUGUCAAAGAUUGUGUACCAUCAGUAGCAAUUACACCACCAGACGAGGAGCUCUGCACCAUGGCCCUUGACCUGGUGCUCGUUGUCGACUUGUCCAGGAUGGUUGGUCCAAGAACCGUGCACAUUCUAAGAGAAUACCUUAUCCAGCUGCUGAAAAAAUUCAAGAUCAGCAAGACGAACGUACGUGUAGGGAUCCUCCAAUAUGCCAGAGGCGUGAACGCUGUCGUGGAGCUGAAGCAUGGCACCAACAUUCAAACGGUAAUAUCCAAGAUAACUAAGAAUUUCAAGACGAGCAGAUACCCGACAGUGAAUACAGCCCGAGCCCUGAACGCCGCAUGGAAGAUGCUGCAAAAACAGGGCUUUGCCAGCUGCGCCAAGCACGUUCUGCUAGUGACCGACGAAAAGGCGGACAACAGCCGUACGGACCUGUAUUCGGCAGCUGGCCUUAUUAAACGAGAAGCCAAACUUUCUGUUAUAGGUAUUCCUGUGAUGUUAAAUCUGGCAUCGGACCCGUCCCUGGCCUUUCAGAUCUCCAGCUAUACAACUCUGCCCAAUGUCCACACAGUCGCAAACAAGAUCUGCUCACAGGAUACUGUCCACAGAGGCUAG
Mya arenaria is the source of this 8901-nucleotide messenger RNA. RefSeq lists its product as uncharacterized. The record is from RefSeq and is a predicted model, not a curated record. Bases 1 to 8901 code for a protein of 2966 amino acids. NCBI's taxonomy places the organism in Eukaryota, Metazoa, Mollusca, Bivalvia, Myida, Myidae. Gene Ontology annotation, cellular component: cell surface. Gene Ontology annotation, molecular function: protein binding. Gene Ontology annotation, biological process: signal transduction. The transcript has 52 exons.